Molecule: messenger RNA, 4383 nt
Organism: Arachis ipaensis
Lineage: Eukaryota; Viridiplantae; Streptophyta; Magnoliopsida; Fabales; Fabaceae
Source: RefSeq, a predicted model, not a curated record
AUGACGCACAAUGAUUUUAAUAACCUGCUAAGGAGUAGUUGGGAUGUUGAUAAUCAGCUGGAGGUAAAUAUCUCCACUUUCAUGGAGGCUGCUAAAAUUUGGAAUCGAGAGGUGUUUGGUGAUCUAAUUAAAAGGAAAAAUCGGCUACUGGCGAGAUUAAAUGGUAUUUCUGCUCAUCUCAGUUUCACGCCGAAUCCUUUUCUUGAUAAUCUUCAAAUCCAAUUGUGGAAGGAAUUGGAAACUUUGCUUAUUCAGGAAGAAGUCUACUGGAAGCAAUGUUCUAGGUGCAAUUGGAUUAAUUAUGGUGAUAAAAAUACUGCUUAUUUCCAUAACACUGCAUCUGCCAGGAGGAGAAGAAACAGAGUAACCAUGAUUAAAAAUGCAGAAGGACAGUGGAUUGAUGAUGUGCAACAAAUUCAAAAUAUUGGAGCACAACACUUUCUUACUCUGUAUACUGAUGAUGGGAAUUGUGAGAAACUAAAUGCUCCAGGCUUGUUUCCGACUCUAUCAUAUGAGGAGCAAAAUCAGCUAGAAAGAUUGGUGACUGUUGAAGAAAUCCAAUCUGCUAUGUUCUCUAUGGGAGCCUGGAAGGCACCGGGGCCUGACGGCUUGCCUCCGAUGUUUUAUCAAAGCAACUGGGAAUCUGUUAAAACCUCGGUGGUAAAUUGGGUUUUUCGGGUUUUCAACAAUCAUGAAGAAAUUAAAGUGGCAAAUAGCACUUAUAUAUCGCUUAUCCCGAAGAUUGAUACUCCAGAAACUUGUAGCCACUUUCGGCCUAUUGGGCUUUGUAAUGUUUCGUAUAAACUCAUUACAAAGAUUAUCUCUCAUCGGCUGAAGCAGGUCAUGCCCAAAUUAAUUGGCCCCUCCCAGUCAAGUUUUGUCCCUGGCAGGCAGAGUGCUGAUAAUAUUAUCAUAGCCCAAGAGGCCAUCCAUUCCAUGAGGAUCAAGAAAGGUGCUUGCGGUUAUAUGGCUAUUAAGAUAGAUUUGGAGAAAGCCUAUGAUCUUUUGAACUGGAAGUUUAUCAGGGAUACUUUAAUUGAAGCUAGAUUGCCAGAGAAUCUAGUUGACCUGAUCUCUCAUUGCUAUUCGUCUGCGGAGAUGAAAGUCCUGUGGAAUGGUAUCCCGUCCAAUUCUUUCACUCCUUCCAGAGGUAUUCGACAGGGUGAUCCUAUGUCACCAUAUCUCUUUGUUUUAUGUAUAGAAAGACUGUCGCAGAUUAUCUCCUUUGCUGUUAAUCAGAAUUUUUGGGAGCCAAUGGUCUUGAAUAGAGGUGGGCCAAAACUCUCCCAUCUUUGCUUUGCGGACGAUAUUGUUCUAUUCGGGAAAGCUUCCAUGGAGCAGGUUGAAGUUGUACGGGGCAUUCUGGAUUUGUUUUGUAAAUGUUCGGGUCAAAAGGUAAAUUAUUUUAAAUUCUGUGUUUACUUCUCUGAUAAUAUGUGCUUCGCUAGGAAAAAAGAACUAAGUGAUGCUUUGGGAAUGAGGUUAACAAACAAUAUGGGUAAGUACCUUGGAGUCCCUCUCCUUCAUGGUCGUUCGAAGAAGGAAGACUUUCAAUUCAUAUUAGAUAGAAUGGCUAAUAGACUUAGUUCGUGGAAGGCUACAAAUCUUUCUCUUGCGGGCAGAGUUACUCUCACUCAAUCAGCACUGGCGUCUAUUCCUUCCUAUGUCAUGCAGACCAUGAAACUUCCUCUAAGCAUUUGUGAUAGCAUUGAUAAAAUCUGCAGAAAUUUUUUGUGGGGAAGUGUUAGCUCGGGGAGGAAACCUCAUCUCAUGAGUUGGGAGAAAGUUUGCCUUCCCAAAAGCCAAGGCGGUUUGGGCCUCAGACCGGCUAGAGUGUUGAAUAAUGCAAAUCUUAUGAAGCUGGCCUGGAAGCUAAUCCAUAAUAAAGAUGCGCUAUGGGUAAAGAUAGUCCGUAGCAAGUAUGGAUGUGGAGAUGACUCCCUUCCACUUAUCACAAAACAUCUAUCUUCGUCUAAUGCUUGGAAAGGUAUCUUUCAUGUUUGGAAAAAGUUUGCUGACAAUCUUGUUUGGAGACUUGGGUCCGGUGAAAAUGUUAACUUCUGGAAUGAUCAUUGGAUGCCAGGGGUACACCACCUGAUUGAUUUUGUUCAACCCGAGGUGUUUCCUAAUAUGUUGGAGGAACGGGUGUGUGACUAUGUAUCAAACCGGAGGUGGGAUCUCAAUCGAAUUGCAGUAGUCCUAGGUGACGAUUGGAUUCCCGUUUUCAGGUCAACGAAAACACCUGAACCAGAGAUCGGAGAAGAUAUUCUAGCCUGGCUGUUGACAUCAGACGGUGCGUUUUCUAUCAAGUCAGCUUGCUCUCUCUAUCUAAGCCCUUCAGAUAAUUCUAAAGCUGAGUUGUUUUCGAAGAUCUGGAAGCUUGAAGCUCCCCAAAGGCUGCGUACUUUUUGCUGGCUUGUUGCAAAUGAAGUGCUUUUAACAAAUGAGAUUAGAGUCAAAAGAAAUAUGACUCAGGAUGGAUCUUGUGUUAGUUGUGGUGAGGCAAUCGAAUCGAUGCUCCAUGUGAUCCGAGACUGCAGAGUUGCGAGACAAACAUGGAUGAGCAUUGAUGCCAGAUUGAGAUUUGGUAACUUUUUCAACACCCCCCUUCUCCCUUGGUUGUUGGAGAAUUUAUCAUCCCAAUCCCUCUUCAAAGGGGUUCACUGGCCCCUCCUUUUUGUAUGCAUAAUGAAUGCACUCUGGCUUCGUCGAAAUAAGGUGAUCUUUGAUAGCGAUGAGGCCGUAGCAGAGAAUAGCAUUCAUUUUUUGGCCUUCCGUUUAGCGAAGGACUACUCUAUGGCACACCUCGAGCUUGCUCAGAGCAGGAAAAAGGUUUGCAACUUCAUUGAAAGACAGAUCAAAUGGAAGCCACCAGAUCACCCGUUUAUUAAGCUCAACUCAGAUGGCUCUGUGUUAGAUGGAGGAAGAGCAGCUUGUGGUGGGAUCCUAAGGGACUCUGAUGGAAGAUUUAUAGCUUGCUUUAGUGCGAAUUUGGACGGUGGAACAGUGACGACAGCGGAGCUUUUGGGAAUUUUACUAGGCCUGGAGCUAGCUUUGAAUAUUGGUUGCUCUCAUCUGAUUAUUGAAGCAGACUCCCUUGUUGCAGUGAAGCUUUGUCUCCAGAAGGAAAUUGACUUACAUGCUACUAGAUCUUUAGUCUUGGCUAUCAGAAACAGAUGCAGCAGGCUUACUAGCUGGAAUAUUCAUCACCAAUUUCGGGAAGCAAAUACUUGUGCUGAUAGGUCAACGAAAACACCUGAACCAGAGAUCGGAGAAGAUAUUCUAGCCUGGCUGUUGACAUCAGACGGUGCGUUUUCUAUCAAGUCAGCUUGCUCUCUCUAUCUAAGCCCUUCAGAUAAUUCUAAAGCUGAGUUGUUUUCGAAGAUCUGGAAGCUUGAAGCUCCCCAAAGGCUGCGUACUUUUUGCUGGCUUGUUGCAAAUGAAGUGCUUUUAACAAAUGAGAUUAGAGUCAAAAGAAAUAUGACCCAGGAUGGAUCUUGUGUUAGUUGUGGUGAGGCAAUCGAAUCGAUGCUCCAUGUGAUCCGAGACUGCAGAGUUGCAAGACAAACAUGGAUGAGCAUUGAUGCCAGAUUGAGAUUUGGUAACUUUUUCAACACCCCCCUUCUCCCUUGGUUGUUGGAGAAUUUAUCAUCCCAAUCCCUCUUCAAAGGGGUUCAAUGGCCCCUCCUUUUUGUAUGCAUAAUGAAUGCACUCUGGCUUCGUCGAAAUAAGGUGAUCUUUGAUAGCGAUGAGGCCGUAGCAGAGAAUAGCAUUCAUUUUUUGGCCUUCCGUUUAGCGAAGGACUACUCUAUGGCACACCUCGAGCUUGCUCAGAGCAGGAAAAAGGUUUGCAACUUCAUUGAAAGACAGAUCAAAUGGAAGCCACCAGAUCACCCGUUUAUUAAGCUCAACUCAGAUGGCUCUGUGUUAGAUGGAGGAAGAGCAGCUUGUGGUGGGAUCCUAAGGGACUCUGAUGGAAGAUUUAUAGCUUGCUUUAGUGCGAAUUUGAACGGUGGAACAGUGACGACAACGGAGCUUUUGGGAAUUUUACUAGGCCUGGAGCUAGCUUUGAAUAUUGGUUGCUCUCAUCUGAUUAUUGAAGCAGACUCCCUUGUUGCAGUGAAGCUUUGUCUCCAGAAGGAAAUUGACUUACAUGCUACUAGAUCUUUAGUCUUGGCUAUCAGAAACAGAUGCAGCAGGCUUACUAGCUGGAAUAUUCAUCACCAAUUUCGGGAAGCAAAUACUUGUGCUGAUAGGUUGGCUCACUUUGGUCAUAGUCUUCCAUCUGGCUGCCAUAUUUUCUUCAAUCUGUCCUCUUGUAUUUCCUUAGCUUUUCAUGCUGAUUCUAUAGGUAUUGCUCUCCCUAGAGUAGUCUCUAUUUAG